UACAAAAGAAGUCAUAGACAGGCUUAGGUAUCUGGAAGCUGAAAUUGAAGAUCUAGAGCUAAAAGAAAAAGAAUUGGAUCAGCAGAAACUAUGGCUUCAGCAAAGUAUCAAGAACGUCAUGGAUGAUUCAACGAACCACCAGUUUUCAUAUGUCACCCAUGAAGAUAUCUGCAACUGCUUCAAUGGAGACACACUUCUAGCAAUUCAAGCACCUUGUGGUACACAGUUAGAAGUACCUAUACCCGAAAUGGGACAGAAUGGACAGAAGAAAUACCAGAUCAAUCUCAAAAGUAGUUCAGGACCUAUCCAUGUGCUGCUUAUAAAUAAAGACUCAAGCUCCGCCAAGCCCAUGGUGUUUCCAGUUCCUCCACCUGAUGACCUUGCACAGCCCCCAUCUCAACCUGCAGCUCCAGCCACCCCCCUUAAACCUGCUACAGCUCCUCAAAAUCCACCAGAACAACAUGAUCUGAACCAAGGACAGGAGUUACCGCAAACAGCAGUUGCGGACACACCAUCAGACGACAGUGUGCAGCAGAGCAGUACAACCCCAGCAGCUCCUUACUCCAGCCUUCCAGAGUCGGUGUUGUACCCCAGCCUUUCAGGAGAUGUCGCCCAAGCUACAACUAGCUCAAGUGACUACCAGGGCUUGCUGCCCCUGGAUGUUAACUGUAUCCUCAAGCCAAACUCAUUUGACAUAGCAAAGAUGGAGGAGCCCACAGGAAAUAUCAGUGGGGAUAUUAUUGAUGAACUCAUGUCUUCUGACGGUAAGUAUUUUAACAUCUUUACUUUUUUAAUAAUUGCAAGUGGCAGCAUGGUUUUUGUGUGAAGAGCACUCGAUAGGUGUCUGUUAAAUCUGAUGCCAAGAGUCAGUAUGAAACUACUUCUUCCCCCUGUACUGCCUCCUCUAUCUUUGUCAUUCUUGUCUUUGCUCCCCUUUCCAUUCCCUGCAAGUUUUAUUUAACAAUCAACAUAUGAGAGCCUUAAUCCAGAAAGCACUUACAUGCAUGAGUAACCCACCAGUCCUUAAUUCAGGAACAGAGAAAGAACAGGCUGAUGACUAGAGUGCUGCCUUAAAAAAAAGUUCUGGUUUAAUUCUGUUCUGCCUCAGGCUUCCUGCAGGAGCUUUGAGUAAACAUUUCAGAGCAUACAUGCCUGCAUGCAGACCUAUACAGGGGCAGCUGUGGCACACUGAUAGAACAAAGGUCACCCCUUUCUGCUCUUGCACCUUCGUAGCCAUGUGAGUACAGAACUAAACUACAGCUAGUAGGUUUAUAUGCUCCCUGCCUUGCUGCUUUAGCUUGCUGAGGUGCCAGGUAAAGAGAUGAACUCAGCUGGCAUUAUUCCUCUCUCCCUGUAAAUAUGCUGCUGUGAGCAGCCUGUGCUAUUAUCUGCCCUUUAAGCAGACAACCUCAGAGCUUAUCAGAAAGAACCAAGUAAUUAUAAGAUUCGAGGGGCAAGAUAGCAUUAUGUGAAAGUGCCAAUACAUAGCUACAAUGGAAACAGUAUCCAUUUUUAGAGCAUGUACAGCAUGCACAGCUCAUCUGCACUAGGUUAGUGUUCCUGAGGUGCAGCAUGAGGGCUGGGGCUUCUUUUCUUGCGUGCCCUCCCCAAAGAUGACAUGAAAUCCAUGCUUGAAAUGCAGUGCACAGAGAAACUGCUAGCCUUCACUUUUCAUUUGUAAAAUGGGGAUAAUGUUAAAUUCCUUACUUCAGCUUUCAAAUAUUUAUAACCUUAUACAUGCAAUACAGCAACAAGACAAAGGAAUUACAAAUAUGAAUGAUUGCUUUCUGAUGAAAGUUUCAAAAGCUGCUCAGGCACUCCUUUGCUGCAGAAGAAUUUAAGUUCAUAUUCCACAGCUAUCACUCCGUUCCAGCAAACACACUUAAAAUACUAAGCAAAAAAUGUAGACGUGUCACUGCCUUAGUUUGAAGUCAAUACAGGUAUUCACAGUAUAUAUCCUAGCAUGCUUGUCAGAUUAUCAAGACUAUUUUAAUUAAGACUAACCAUGAUACUGCUGAUGACAAACACUGAAUUAUGAGAUAGGGCUGAUAUUCCAGAAGUGUUUUAAUUUAAACUAAACUAUUCCUGCUUUACAGUUUUUCCUCUCUUACGACUCUCUCCUACUCCCGGAGAUGACUACAACUUUAACCUGGAUGAUAAUGAAGGAGUCUGUGAUCUCUUUGAUGUGCAGAUACUAAAUUAUUAGAUAUUGUGUCAACCAGACUACUUAUCUACCUCUAACUAUAACAUUCUAGACUUCUUCAUAACCUAAGUAUUUGAAUAAUGAAUGUAUAACUUCUUAGUUCACUGACUCUGGGAGUAUAUUUCCUUUUGCUUCCUUUAACUACUUCACAAAACAAAUUCCACAACCAGAAAAAAGGGCUUUUAUCAAAAAUUCUGGCACCUUUUUUUCACCUGAGUAUCCUCUGUGUAAUGCAAGUAUUUGGAGUUUUCUUCAGUAAGAAAAGUAAAGAUGCUCUACAGCCUUUUGAUCAUUAAAAAAAAAAUGAUUAGGCUUCUUGCUUACAGUUAACAGCAUUUUCUUUGAAGCUUUACUGCCAAGAAGCUUUUUUUUUAACCUUUCAAUCCAUUUUGAAGCUUUCACUGCCACGCUGAAAAGUGAAGGAUGUCAACUUGAGUUAUGCUAAACUGUUUCAGUGAACCAAUUUUGUGAAGUGCCUUCUGUUUUAGCACUUUAAGUUUCUCACACUGACUUCUGACAUUCCACUUUCCUAGAUGAUAGGAAAGGUCUGUUUGUAGUUUGUAUUAAAGUGUGCCAAUACUUGUAUAUUAACAAGAUUUUUUUAAUAAAAUUGUACAAACAAA
Athene cunicularia (burrowing owl) is the source of this 2826-nucleotide messenger RNA. RefSeq names its product E2F transcription factor 5 (gene E2F5). Bases 119 to 826 code for a protein of 235 amino acids. Gene Ontology annotation, biological process: regulation of transcription by RNA polymerase II. Lineage: Eukaryota; Metazoa; Chordata; Aves; Strigiformes; Strigidae. The record is from RefSeq and is a predicted model, not a curated record. Gene Ontology annotation, cellular component: RNA polymerase II transcription regulator complex. Gene Ontology annotation, molecular function: protein dimerization activity; RNA polymerase II cis-regulatory region sequence-specific DNA binding; DNA-binding transcription factor activity, RNA polymerase II-specific. The transcript is spliced from 6 exons.